CUGCAGAAAUUAGAAGGACAAGAUACUCGUGAUCUGGAUAAAAUGCUAGAGGUGGCUUGGAAAGUUUAUAAUAACAGGGAAAAAGAAACGGCCAAGAAACAGCAGGCGAACAUACUAGCUAUAAUGCAGCAAGCCAGUGAAAGGGGGGGAGGCAGAGGUGGUUUUGGGCGCGGUCGUGGUUCUGGACGUGGCAGGGCAGGAUUCCAGAAUGUUAAAUUUGGAGGACGGGGGAUGGCCCCUCCUAGUCCCCAGCAAGGAGAGAUUGCUCCCAAUCAAUGCGCGUUCUGUCGUCAGAUAGGACACUGGAAGAAUGAGUGCCCAGUGAAAGCUGGAUUGGGAGGAAUGCCAGUGAAUGGACCAACAGGUUACCCCGUGAAUCCAGUAGGUGGCGCCCAAGCAUUUGUAUUGGGAAAUUAUCAGAAUCAAAGCUGACUAGAACAGGACUUGAGGGUCAGGAUUGAUAUUGAUGGGAAAGAACAAGAGUUUAUCGUGGAUACGGGGGCAACGCAUUCAGUUUUAAACAAAAGGUUAGGACCUAUCAGCGAUACUACCAUACAGGUAGUGGGGGCAACGGGACAAUUAGAAGAAAGACCCUUUUUACAACCAUUAAAUUUGAGAUUUGGAGGAAAAGAAUUAGAUCAUCAGUUUUUGUACAUGCCUAAUUGCCCCAAGCCAUUGCUUGGCAGAGAUUUGUUGUCAUCAUUAAAUGUCAGAAUCAUAUUCGAGAAUGGGAGGGUGAAAUUAGAGGUUCCGGGAGAAGAAAUUGCUAAAUUGUUUGUAAUAAAAGAAAUUGAUCCCUCUCCUAUUCCUAUUGAAGUAGAUCAAGCUGUAGUACCUUGGGUAUGGGAGACUGGGAAUCCAGGAAAAUCAAAAGCUGCUCAGCCGGUGGUAGUAGAAUUAAAAGAAGGAGCUCAGCCAGUGAGAAUAAAACAAUACCCAAUCAAGUUAGAAGCUAAACAGGGUGUCGCUCCUUUGAUAACUCAGUUUUUAGCACAAGGAAUUUUGCAGGAAUGUGAAUCAGACUUUAACACUCCUAUUUUUCCAGUUAGAAAACCCAAUGGUAAGUAUCGGCUAGUGCAGGAUUUGAGGGCAAUUAAUAACAUUACUAAAGACAUUCACCCAGUGGUUGCCAAUCCGUAUACUUUAUUAACAUCUGUGUCAGAAACAUUUAAAUGGUUCUCUGUUAUUGAUUUGAAAGAUGCUUUCUUCUGCAUCCCUCUGGCAUUGGAAAGCAGGAAAUAUUUUGCCUUUGAAUGGGAGAGUCCUGAUACUGGAAGAAAGAGACAGCUCACCUGGUCUCGACUGCCGCAAGGAUUCAAAAACAGCCCUACAAUAUUUGGAAAUCAACUGGCAAAGGAAUUGGAAGAAUGGAAGACUGCUGAGGUAAGAGAGUUACCUUCCUCUUAUGUCAUUCUCCAGUAUGUGGAUGAUAUCUUUUUAGCGACAGCAGAAAAAGGAAUGUGUCUGAAAUUGACUAUUGCUCUGUUGAAUAUGCUGGGCCAAGCUGGCUACCGAGUGUCAAAAGAAAAAGCACAGCUGAUAAAAGAAAGUGUAAUAUAUUUGGGAUGUGAAAUCACCCAAGGCCAGAGACGGUUGGGAGUCAAUCGAGUGGAAGCUAUUUGUGCUAUUCCCCUUCCCAGGAACCAUCAAGAACUAAGGUCCUUUCUAGGAAUGGUAGGGUGGUGCAGGCUGUGGAUUCUGAAUUUUGGACUUCUAGCUAAACCAUUAUAUGAAGCGUUGAAAGAACCGCAGUUGAGCUGGAAUCGACAGAGGAAAAAGGCCUUUGAAGACUUGAAACAGGCAUUGAAAGAAGCUCCGGCAUUAGGCCUUCCAGAUUUAAACAAGGACUUUCAGUUGUAUGUGAAUGAGAGACAGAAAUUGGCACUGGGAGUGCUAGCUCAGAGACUUGGUUCCUGGAAACGCCCGGUAGGGUAUUUCUCGAAGCAACUAGAUACAGUAAGUGCUGGUUGGCCGUCAUGCUUGCGGGCAGUUACGGCCACAGUGAUCCUCAUCCAGGAAGCCAGGAAAUUGACUUUGGGAAGGAAAAUAGAGGUAUUUGUGCCUCACAUGGUACUGGCAGUCUUGGAACAAAAGGGGGGUCACUGGCUUUCAUCCAGCAGAAUGCUGCAAUACCAAGCAAUUCUGAGAGAACAGGAUGAUGUAGAUCUAAAAAUGACUAAUCAUGUUAACCCAGCAGAAUUUCUCCGCAGUGAGCAGGAAGAAGGAGAAUUAGCACAUGACUGCAUGGAGGUGAUUGAACAAGUGUAUGCCAGCCGAAUGGAUUUGAAAGAUGUUCCAAUGGAAGAUCCGGAUUGGGAACUGUUCACCGACGGGUCCAGCUUUGUAGAAAACGGUACCAGGUAUGCGGGAUAUGCAGUGGUAACAGUUACCACUGUAGUGGAAGCAAAAGCUUUGGCUCCUGGAACAUCAGCUCAGCGAGCUGAGAUCAUUGGACUCACUAGAGCCCUAAUGUUAAGUUCUGGAAAGAAAGUGAAUAUAUGGACUGAUUCUAAAUAUGCUUUUGGGGUUGUGCACAUUCAUGGCGCCUUGUGGAAAGAACGAGGGUUAUUGAACUCCCAAGGAACUACUAUCAAAUAUAGAACUGAAAUUCUAGCCUUGCUAGAUGCAGUACACCAACCUGAAAAGGUUGCAAUAAUGCAUGUGAGAGGUCACCAGAAGGAGGAAGGAAAAAUAUAUCGAGGAAACAAAUUAGCUGAUGUCACAGCACGAGAAGCGGCCAGAGAAGUGUGGACCCAAAUGGCCCUGAUACCCACUAAGGUGAGUCCUGUAACUCCACAUUUAAUUCAGGAACCGAAGUAUUCCCCGGAUGAUGAAAAACUAGCAUCGCUGCUGAAAGCGCAAAAGAAUGCAACUGGAUGGUAUGUAACAAUCAUGGGACAAAUUGUAGUUCCCACCCGAAUUAUGAAAGCCAUCUUAGAGACGGAACAUAAUAAAUGCCAUUGGGGAGCAGAGGCAUUGGUAACAUUUCUAAAAAGAGAAGUAAUUUCUAACCAGAUGUUAACAUUGGCAAAACGGGUGAAUGCCAUGUGUUCAACUUGUUUGAAGAAUAACCCAAUAGUUAAGAAACAGAUUCAGUUAGAGAAAUUACAAGUGGGACCAGAACCAGGAGAUUACUGGCAAGUAGAUUUUUCAGAAUUACCGAAAGCACAGAACUUUAAGUAUCUUUUAGUGUAUGUAUGCACUUUUUCAGGAUGACCUGAGGCCUUUCCUUGUCGCACCAAUCAGGCAAAGGAAGUGGUCAAAACACUGUUGAAGGAAAUUAUUCCAAGAUUUGGGGUACCGUUAGGACUGUCAUCAGAUAGAGGCCCACACUUUACAGCAGGAAUAGUACAAGAGGUGGCCAGGAUGUUAGACAUAUCUUGGGACUUACACACCCCUUGGCGACCUCAAUCGAGUGGUCAAGUGGAGCGGAUGAAUCAAACAAUUAAAGGAUUUAAAGACAUGAAUUUGCAAUUACAAGCCACAUCCCGAAUGACUUUACAGAACAGGAUGGCACUAGAUAUGCUAUUGUUAAAAGAGCGUGGUGUGUGUCAAUAUCUAAAAACGAAAAUUGACCAUUGCUGCAUCCAUAUUCCAAAUGUGACCAUUGAAGUAGAAAAAGAUAUUUCUCAAUUGGAAACGAUUGAAUCCAAAACAAGAGAAAUUGAAAAAGAAGCACAACAUAAUUGGAUCAGAGCUAUAUUUGAGUCCUUAGGACUUCAGGUUUCUGGAUAGGUUUCGUCAAUAGUACAGUACAUUCUGUUAUUUGCAGUUUUGUUAUUAAUCGUUUGGUUAGCCUAUAAGUGUGUUCUAGGAGUCAUCGAAAAAGAAACAAGACGCACCAGAAGAGUGAUAAAAGCCUUGACAAGAACCAAUGAGAUACGCCUCAAUGAAAGACGCCGACCUCCUCCGAAGUAUGAAGAUGUCGUUGGGCAGGAUAAUCCAGCAUUUGAAAGAACCAACGAUAACUAAGAGUUGAGCAUUCUUGCAGAAGAUUGAAGAAUGCUCAAAAGGGGGGGAAUUGUUGCCAUUUGGUUCAAUAAACUGUAUUAGUUAGCAUUAGUUUGACAUUAGUAGUAGUUAUGCUAAGGCUUGGUAGGCCACAUGUAACCUGCAGAUGAACUAUACGGCAGAUAUUGCAAUGUAAGCAGUGUAACUAGGAGAUAAUCUAGGAAUGUACUUUUGGCAAAAUUUAAAUGUCAGAGAGAUAAUCGUACCAGGUAGUGAAAGAGAAUUAAGAAAUUAUGAUGAUGAAGAAAUCGUGUAGAAAACAUAUAAAAACCCUGUGAUUUUUC
This is a messenger RNA of Pseudopodoces humilis (Tibetan ground-tit), 4295 nucleotides long. The record is from RefSeq and is a predicted model, not a curated record. NCBI's taxonomy places the organism in Eukaryota, Metazoa, Chordata, Aves, Passeriformes, Paridae.